CCCCCAGCACAGAACCCUGGAACCUGGGGGUGAAUCAGAGAGGAACCCAGGCUUGGGGCUUCUCAGAAGAAGAAACUGGUGCUCAGAGUAUUCUCAGCCUCUGGAACGCCUCGGAGAAACCAGGGGCUUCUGGGGAGGCGGAGAGCAGGCCUGCUGUAAGCUUUUCCAGCUUUUGUCAACUGAGAUGGAGGAGGCCAGGGCACAAGGACCUGAGGAUGGCUUCUAGGAGCUGAGAGCCAACCCCAGCCAGUAGCCAGCAAGCCAGUGAGACCUCCUUCUACAGCCAAAGGGAACUGAAUUCUGCCGACGUCCAGUGAAGUUGGAAGAGGACCAGAACUCCAGAUGAAAUCAAAGCCACAACUGACACCUCAAUUUCAGCUGUCUUGCCAACAUUCCACUGACCCCUGAGACUCAGCGGGACCAGGAGCGGCGGAUUCGGAGGGAGAUUGCCAACAGCAACGAGCGGAGGCGCAUGCAGAGCAUCAAUGCAGGCUUCCAGUCCCUCAAGACCCUCAUCCCCCACACAGAUGGAGAGAAGCUCAGCAAGGCAGCCAUUCUCCAGCAGACGGCGGAGUACAUCUUCUCCUUGGAGCAGGAGAAGACCAGGCUUCUGCAGCAGAACACACAGCUCAAGCGCUUCAUCCAGGAGCUGAGCGGCUCGUCCCCCAAGCGGCGGCGGGCAGAGGACAAGGACGAGGGCAUCGGCUCACCGGACAUCUGGGAGGAUGAGAAGGCGGAAGAUCUACGGCGGGAGAUGAUUGAGCUGCGGCAGCAGCUGGACAAGGAGCGCUCGGUGCGCAUGAUGCUGGAGGAGCAGGUUCGCUCGUUGGAGGCCCACAUGUACCCUGAAAAGCUCAAGGUGAUUGCACAGCAGGUGCAGCUGCAGCAGCAGCAAGAGCAGGUGCGACUGCUGCACCAGGAGAAGCUGGAGCGGGAGCAGCACCUGCGGACCCAGCUCCUGCCCCCUCCGGCCCCCACCCACCACCCCACGGUGAUCGUGCCGGCACCGCCACCCCCUCCCUCCCACCACAUCAACGUCGUCACCAUGGGCCCCUCCUCGGUCAUCAACUCUGUUUCCACGUCCCGGCAAAAUCUGGACACCAUCGUGCAGGCGAUCCAGCACAUCGAGGGCACCCAGGAAAGGCAGGAGCAGGAGGAGGAGCAGCGGCGAGCUGUAAUUGUGAAGCCAGUCCGGAGCUGCCCGGAGGCCCAGGCCUCUGACACUGCCUCUGAUUCGGAGGCCUCGGACAGCGACACCAUGGACCAGAGCCGGGAGGAGCCGGCUGGGACUGGGGGGCUUCCCUGACCACCCCCCAGCCCUCCUCUCCCUUCUUGGGGAUAGAGGGGGCCGGGGCAGCAACAGGAAUACACGCGGGCCAGCGAGUGAGGAAUUUUUACAAAAUUACAAUGUCAUUUGGGUCUCUUUUAUGACCUCUUUUUCAAUACUGUAAGUCAACCUUUGAGUGAAGGCCACCCAACCUGAGGUACUGGGGGCUGGGGUGGUGGGUGUUGUGGGAGCACCGGGACACCUGGGGCUGGGCCUCACCCGGGGGGGCUGGGGAAGCUGACACUUGAGGUGCCUGGCCUCUCUCUGCCAAAAAGCAUUUUUUUUUUCAUUAAACAUGUUUUUAAGAACAGGGAAAAUCAAAACCCCAACGUAUUUCUGCCCUCCCCAGAGCCAGCUCUGUGACCAUUAGUUUUUAACUCCCCCUUCCCUCCUCUUUUUGGUUUUCUUCUUUCUCUAAGCACUUAAUGGGUUGGGGGUCCGGCUGGGUCAGGACUCUCUGGGGGUCCGGGGUGGAAGUUGCUUCUCCGUUGGGGUUUGCUGCUGCCCUUUUGCCCUGCCCUUCCAUCCCUGCCCCACCUCAGCACUAGGAUUUGCCACUCCCCACCACCAGCUGGCCUCCACCUCUCCCUCCAGGUUUCCCAUUUUCAAUCCCCAGAAAUGUCUUUGUCUCUCUGUUCUGUUUGUUGGGUUUUUCUUUUUUCCCCCUUUGUUUGUUUUUUGUUUUUCUUUAUUUUUUUUGUUUUUUUUUAUAACAAUUUCGAGGUCUUUGUGUUCAAGGAGAGCUAUUAUAUUUUGUUAAGAAAGUGUGUGUGGGGGGAACCAAGAGGCCACCAUGCCUUUAUAAAGAAAAAAUAAAGUUUGUACUUUGUUUUUUA
This is a messenger RNA of Myotis lucifugus (little brown bat), 2163 nucleotides long. It is a transcript of the gene TFAP4, whose product is annotated as transcription factor AP-4. Gene Ontology annotation, biological process: regulation of transcription by RNA polymerase II. Lineage: Eukaryota; Metazoa; Chordata; Mammalia; Chiroptera; Vespertilionidae. The record is from RefSeq and is a predicted model, not a curated record. Gene Ontology annotation, molecular function: RNA polymerase II cis-regulatory region sequence-specific DNA binding; DNA-binding transcription factor activity, RNA polymerase II-specific; protein dimerization activity. Gene Ontology annotation, cellular component: nucleus. The transcript has 9 exons. Bases 473 to 1306 code for a protein of 277 amino acids.